Messenger RNA from Corticium candelabrum, 4634 nucleotides. RefSeq names its product carbamoyl-phosphate synthase [ammonia], mitochondrial-like. Bases 79 to 4551 code for a protein of 1490 amino acids. Gene Ontology annotation, biological process: 'de novo' pyrimidine nucleobase biosynthetic process; L-glutamine metabolic process. The record is from RefSeq and is a predicted model, not a curated record. The transcript is spliced from 39 exons. Lineage: Eukaryota; Metazoa; Porifera; Homoscleromorpha; Homosclerophorida; Plakinidae. Gene Ontology annotation, molecular function: metal ion binding; carbamoyl-phosphate synthase (glutamine-hydrolyzing) activity; ATP binding. Gene Ontology annotation, cellular component: cytoplasm.
GACGCUGUUCGUGCAGUUUGAUGGUGCGGACGACACGAGCAGGUGAGAUCAAGAAAGUUGGGAGGGCAGUGAAGUGCAAUGCUGCGGAAAUGGUGUGCAGCGGAUGGGCGUGUCUGGAUUGCGAGGACACUCGUGCGAGCUCGUUGCUACAGUGGCCUGCAUUCUCUUCAGGCGACACGAGCCACUGUCGUCAUUAAAGACGGUCCAAGACUAUCAGGAUAUUCGUUUGGGCAUGAGUCGUCAAUUGCUGGAGAAAUCGUGUUUAACACAGGACUCGUUGGGUAUCCGGAGGCUUUGACUGAUCCAAGUUAUCGCGGGCAGAUCUUAACUCUUACGUAUCCAAUUGUUGGGAAUUAUGGUGUACCAGACACACUCGAGGUUGACGAGCACGGACUUUUUCUCAACGUGGAGUCACAUCGAGUUCAGGUGAGUGGUUUGGUUGUGCAGGACUACUCAGACCAGCAUAGUCACUGGAGUUCCACCAAGUCGCUUUCUCAGUGGCUACGAGAUGAGAAGGUACCUGCUGUGUAUGGUGUUGAUACACGGAUGUUGACGAAGAUUGUGAGAGAUCGGGGAACUGUUCUUGGUAAGAUUGAGUUUGAUGGGCAACCGGUUGAAUUUCAUGAUCCAAACAUUCAUAAUCUUUGUGAUGCGGUGUCAACGAAGGAAGUCAUUGUCUACGGCAAAGGCAAUCCGCACAAAAUUAUUGCUAUUGACUGCGGCAUCAAAAACCACAUUCUAAGACAUCUAGUCAAGCGAGGUGCAGAGGUGCAUCUUGUACCUUGGGAUUUCGACAUCAGUGGUGAGAGCUACGAUGGCUUGUUUGUAUCAAAUGGUCCUGGAGACCCAUCCUUGUGUGGUAAAACUAUUGAAAACAUUAGACAGGCUAUGUGUCAUCCAUCUGUGAGUCCCGUGUUUGGGAUUUGCAUGGGAAAUCAACUGGUGAGCUUGGCGGCUGGUGCAAAGUCAUACAAACUACCACUUGGCAAUAGAGGUCACAAUCAGCCAGUUUUCAAUCUACUAACAAAUCGUGCUUUCAUCACAUCUCAAAAUCACGGCUUUGCCAUCGACAACAAAACAUUACCUGAAGGUUGGUCACCUCUCUUUAUCAACGCAAACGAUGGAACAAAUGAAGGCAUCAUGCACAACACCAGACCCAUCUUCACUGCCCAGUUUCACCCUGAGGCCAUGGGGGGUCCAACAGACACAGAGUUUCUGUUUGACUUGUUUAUGGACAUGGUACGAGGUAAGGAGACAACCGUGAAGUCUGCGAUGCCGAUGCCACGGCCGGCACCAGGAAGAGUUGAUGUUUCUAAGGUGUUGGUCCUUGGAUCUGGUGGACUAUCUAUUGGUCAGGCUGGCGAGUUUGAUUACUCUGGAUCGCAGGCAAUUAAAGCUUUGAAAGAGGAGAAUGUGAAGACAGUGUUGAUGAAUCCAAACAUUGCAUCCGUGCAGACGAAUUAUGAUGGAGAAAAGCAGGCAGACGCAGUUUACUUCCUACCGGUAACGGCCAAGUUCGUUGAAGAAGUGAUCAAAAAAGAGAAGCCUGAUGGCAUUCUUUUGUCAAUGGGUGGUCAAACGGCUCUUAAUUGUGGUGUUGAACUGUACCAGAAAGGCAUCCUACAAAAACACAACGUGAAGGUACUCGGAACACAAAUCGAGUCAGUCAUAGCCACAGAAGAUCGCGAAUUGUUUGCCAACAAACUAAAAGCAAUCAACGAGAAACUGGCAGAGAGCAUGGCCGUCGAAUCGGUGGAGGAUGCACACAAAGCUGCUGCGACUAUUGGCUACCCGGUUAUGAUUCGUUCAGCGUUUGCACUCGGUGGUCUUGGCUCUGGUAUAGCAAACAACAAGACACGAUUGACAGACAUGGCUAACAGGGCGUUUGCCACGACAAAACAGAUUUUGAUUGAGAAGGUACUAAGUGGGUGGAAAGAAAUUGAGUAUGAAGUUGUUCGGGAUGUGGCCGAUAAUUGUGUGACGGUGUGCAAUAUGGAGAACUUUGAUCCAUUGGGAGUUCACACAGGUGACUCUCUCGUCGUGGCUCCUAGUCAGACGUUGUCUAAUAGAGAAUAUCACAUGCUGAGAGAGACGGCAUUGAAGGUUGUUCGCAGUUUGGGUAUUGUUGGAGAGUGCAAUAUCCAGUAUGCUCUUGACCCUGAGUCAAUGGAUUACUGCAUCAUUGAAGUAAACGCUCGUUUGUCUCGAAGCUCAGCUCUUGCAUCCAAAGCAACAGGGUACCCACUUGCAUUUAUUGCUGCCAAACUCGCUCUUGGUAUUCACCUUACUGACAUCAAGAACUCAACGACUCAGUCAACUACUGCAUGUUUUGAGCCAAGUCUUGAUUACAUUGUUACCAAGAUCCCAAGGUGGGAUUUAGAUCGAUUUCAUGGAACAACAAACGAAAUUGGCAGCUCAAUGAAAAGUGUCGGCGAGGUGAUGGCGAUUGGUCGCACAUUUGAGGAAAGUCUUCAGAAGGCAAUUCGCAUGUUGCAUCCUUCGUUGCUUGGUUUCUCCUCAAAACGAUUAGUCACCGCCAUUGCUCCAGAGUCUGUGGAUGAUUCUGAGCUUUACAGACAGCUACGAAUUCCAUCAAACAAUCGUAUUUAUUACAUUGCAGAGGCAUUGAAUCGCGGUUAUUCUAUUGAUUCAAUCAACGAGGCAACAAAUAUCGAUCGCUGGUUUCUCUACAAGUUAAAGAACAUCUCGGAAAUCGAGCAUUCACUUUCAAAUCUUUCACUCUAUGACAUUCCAUUCGAUUUGCUUGUGACUGCCAAAGAACGUGGAUUUUCGGAUUGUCAUAUUGGCUCUCUUGUUGGAAUGAGUGAGGAUGACGUGAGAGCACACAGAAGGGAAUUAGAGAUCCAACCUUGUGUGAAACAGAUUGAUACGAUGGCUGCCGAGUAUCCAGCAAAGACAAACUAUUUGUAUGUCACUUACAAUGGCAGGGAAAAUGAUCUCAAAUUUGACGACCAUGGAGUAAUGGUGUUGGGCUGUGGUCCAUAUCACAUUGGAAGUAGCGUUGAAUUUGAUUGGUGUGGCGUGUCAUGCAUCAGGACUCUCAGAAAUCUGGGCAAAAAGACAGUUGUUAUCAAUCAUAAUCCCGAGACUGUGAGUACGGACUACGAUGAGUGUGAUCGUCUUUACUUUGAGGAAUUGUCAUUGGAGAGAGUGUUGGACAUUUACAAACAAGAGGGCUGUUCGGGUGUCAUUGUGUCUGUUGGUGGUCAGAUUCCUAACAAUUUAGCGUUGCCGUUGUUUGAACGAGAGGUAAAUAUACUGGGAACAUCACCACUUAUGAUCGAUCGUGCCGAAGACAGAGCCAAGUUCUCGAAGGUGUUGGACUCCUUAGGAGUUGGUCAAGCACCGUGGACAGCUGUCUCAUCAAUGGAAGAAGCGUUGCAAUUUGCAAAUCGUGUUGGAUUUCCUUGUCUUCUUCGACCCUCAUAUGUUCUCAGUGGUUCUGCUAUGAAUGUGGCUUACGAUACAGACGACAUGUACGGCUUUCUCAAUCAAGCAAUGGACGUGUCAAGGGAACAUCCUGUUGUAAUUACACGAUUUAUUGAAGGAGCUAGAGAGAUUGAGAUGGACUGUGUGGCACGAAAUGGAACGGUAGUGAAUCACGCAAUAUCGGAACACGUUGAGAAUGCUGGUGUGCAUUCGGGUGAUGCAACUCUCAUGUUACCACCACAGACAAUUGACGAGGCAGGGAUACAGAUGGUGAUUGAUGCAACUACAAAAAUCGUGUCCGAAUUUCAGAUAUCUGGACCUUGCAACAUCCAAUUCUUAUACAAAAAUGGCAAUCUGAUGGUAAUUGAGUGCAAUCUUCGAGCAUCACGAUCCUUUCCAUUUGUGUCGAAAACCAUAAAGUCUGAUCUAAUUGCUACUGCAACGAAGAUUAUGGUUGAUGCUCCAAUGAAGGAUCAAAGGCUUUAUCCACUGGGAAGCCCAAUUCAACCAAGAGGAUACGUAGCAAUAAAGGCACCCAUGUUUUCAUGGCCUCGACUUCACGACGCCGAUCCAGUUCUAAGAUGUGAGAUGGCAUCAACCGGAGAGGUUGCUUGCUUUGGUCACACUGUUUACGAUGCGUUUCUAAAAGCGUUACUUUCCACUGGAUUUCGAUUGCCUGAGGAAGGAAGCAAAAUAUUAUUUGGUGUUCAGCCGGAAUUUUGGCUGAAGUUUCUUCCAGUUGCUCAAACGUUGAAUGACAUGGGAUUUCAUUUGCUUGCGACUGAAAGAACUGCUGAGUUUCUUUUGUCUCAUGGAGUUUGUGUUGAGGCGGUGGAUUGGCCGAGUGCUCCAACUGGUGGCCUUCCUAGUGCAUUGAGGCUUAUUCAAGAGAAGGCAGUUGAUCUUGUAGUCAACCUUCCCAACAACAACACUCGACGAGUUCGUGACAAUUUCCUCAUUCGACGAACAGCCAUUGACUCGGGUGUCUCCCUCCUAACAAAUUUUGAAGUGACACAGAUGUUUGUCGAAGCUUUACAGAAGCAGAAAAGUUUGUCAGCCAUGACGAUAUUUGAUUACGGAUCUGGAGACAGUGCACGCUAGGCAUUUGGUCAUAGAAGAUGAGAACGAUUUUGGUUCUAUCACAUGAAUUGAUGUUAUUGAUAUUAAUAAUUUUUAUUACACGA